Messenger RNA from Dimorphilus gyrociliatus, 760 nucleotides. The record is from the annotation of a GenBank genome assembly. Lineage: Eukaryota; Metazoa; Annelida; Polychaeta; Dinophilidae.
AAUGUUACCAAACUUGAGUAAAUUUAGAAAACUUCUUCUAUUUGGUGUUCUUUUAGGUUGUUGUCUUGUCAUCAUUAGAAGACAGAUCAUUCGAGAUAAAACACCUGCAGUCGUAAAAUUCGCUGAGAAAGGUUCAAAUAGGAUAAAGCUUUCGUCUGAAGUUGAUCAAUUAAAUAUAGUUAGAGUAGAAAGAGACGAAAACACUAAAACCAGUAAAUCAUCUCCAAUUCUAAAUAGGGAUGUCGGUAUUGAAACUAAGGAAAAUAGUGGGAGUGGAAAUCGAAUUGUUGAGCAGAGGGUUAGCGUUGAUAGAGAAAAUACGUUUGACGAUUUAACAACUUCCGUUCAUAAAACCGCAACAAUUGAAAGACGUGAAAAAUUUCAAGAAUUUCAAGAACCGCAAACUACUGAAUCAGUUGGUGAAGAUUUUCACGUUAGGUCGACAAUAGUCAAUCCUCACGAUUUUAAGUAUGUUGUUAAUAACGAGAAUUUAUGCCUAACUGACCCGAAACCUGUCUAUAUUGUCUACUGCAUUACCGCACCCAAAAACUUUGCUAGACGACAAGUUAUGAGAAAUAUUUGGUCUCAACCAAAUGUCCUAGUGAAAUAUCCGUCGCGAAUUAUAUUCGUCUUAGGCCUAGCUCCCGACCCUGACGUAAAUAAAGCAAUCAAGGAGGAAGGAGACAAGUUUGGCGAUAUCGUUCAAGAAGACUUUCACGACCAUUACAAGAAUUUGACGUUAAAAGGUGAGCAUGAGUAA